AUGAACUUAACCCUCAACCCGACUAAAUGUGAAUACAACAAGCCAUCCGUAGAAUUUUAUGGUUAUAUCUUUUCUAAAGGCGGUGUGUCUCUAGAUCCAAAGAAAGUCGAAGCCUUCCAACAAAUCAGUGCUCCACAGAAUCCAACCGAAGUGAGAAGCCUACUCGGGAUGGCGAAUUAUUGUUCACGUUUCAUCCCCAACUAUUCAACGAUAACUGAACCUCUACGCUAACUCACCAAAUCAAACGCCACCUGGCAAUGGACAUCAGCACAACAAACGGCUCUGGACACAUUAAAGAAACACCUUACCGAUGACAAAACCAUAUCAUAUUUUAACCCAAAGAGCGACUCCACCUUGAUUGUCGAUGCCAGCCCUGUAGGUCUUGGCGCAAUUUUCAUGCAAAAAAAUUCCAAAACGAAAGAAGAAAAAGUUAACGCCUUUGCUAGUCGUGCGUUAAACCCUGUUGAACAACGAUAUUCGCAGACCGAAAAGGAAGCUCUCGCUAUUCUCUGGGCAUGGGAACAUUUCCAUUUAUACGUCUACGGUUCUCAUUUUACAGUGAUUACAGAUCAUAAACCUCUUGAGCAAAUCCAUGCAAAUCCUCGAUCUCGAUGUUCAGCACGUCUUGAACGAUGGUCACUGAAACUUCAGCGAUAUGACUUCACUGUUAAAUAUCAGCCGGGGAAAUCAAACCCAGCUGAUUAA
Paramuricea clavata is the source of this 705-nucleotide messenger RNA. NCBI's taxonomy places the organism in Eukaryota, Metazoa, Cnidaria, Anthozoa, Malacalcyonacea, Plexauridae. The record is from the annotation of a GenBank genome assembly.